AAUCGGGUGGUUGACAAAGUACCAACCCGACGUCUUCACAAGGAUCGUUCUUCACCAUGGAUCGUAGUCGAAGGCCUAAGGCUUCCUGUAUGAUCCAUGUCAAUUCCUUUUCCUCCUCAAAAUCUCUGUUGAAUCAUGGCCAGCACCUGCUCUUUCUCUUUGCCCUUCUCCUCCGCGAAGCUAAGCACCAGGACUCUACCAUCUCCACUCACUUCCACCCAUCCCUUUUCUCAACGACUUGGGUUCCCCCUCAGUAAGCCAAAUGCCGCCGUCUCAUAUUCUCAAUUAGGCGCUCAAUUCGGUGACCAAGGCCUGCAGAUCUCGUCGGACAAUAUCCGCUCCAAACUCCCACUUCGUAGCUGCAUUUGGAAGUGGAGGGGUUACUCUAUUCGCUACCAAUGUUCAGGAGAUGAUGGCCCUGCAUUGAUACUGAUUCAUGGUUUUGGAGCAAACAGUGACCAUUGGAGGAAAAAUAUACCUGUCCUUGCUGAAUCACAUAGAGUUUAUGCUCUUGAUCUUAUUGGUUAUGGAUAUUCAGACAAGCCAAACCCAGAUGUAGUUGGAGAAAACUUUUAUACGUUUGAGACAUGGGCUUCCCAGCUGAAUGAUUUUUGUGUUGACGUGGUUCAGGAUGAAGCAUUUUUUAUCUGCAAUUCUAUAGGGGGAGUAGUUGGUCUGCAGGCAGCUGUUAUGAAACCGCAGAUCUGUAAAGGUAUUGUUCUUCUAAACAUAUCUUUACGUAUGCUUCAUAUUAAGAAGCAGCCUUGGUAUGGGAAGCCAUUGAUCAGAUCCUUUCAGAAUUUGCUGAGAAAUACUGCUCUAGGAAAAUAUUUUUUUAGAACUGUUGCAACCCCCGAGUCUGUGAAGAAUAUUCUCUGCCAGUGUUACCAUGACACCUCCCAAGUUACAGAUGAACUAGUGCAAAUUAUCCUAAAUCCCGGAUUACAGCCGGGUGCUGCUGAUAUCUUUCUGGAGUUUAUUUGUUACUCAGGCGGGCCCCUUCCUGAAGAGCUUUUGCCGAGGGUGAAGUGUCCUGUAUUGAUAGGAUGGGGUGACAAAGAUCCGUGGGAGCCAAUUGAGCUGGGAAGAGAUUAUGGAAAUUUCGAAUCCGUGGAAGAUUUUGUUGUCCUUCCCAAUGUUGGACACUGCCCUCAGGACGAGGCACCUCAUCUAGUGAACCCGCUCGUUGAGUCCUUUGUGUCGCGCCAUGCUAGCACAUAAUCCUUUAGAACCCGAAAUUCCAAUUCUAGGCUUUGGAAGUAGUUUCUUUAAUCAUCUUGAAAUUCCUACUGGACGCCAUCUAUGAUUUAUGCCUGUUCAAAAGUGGAACUUGCCUUGCAUAGGAUUGCUGCGUCCUGGAUCUCAGCUGUGAAGUUGUCAUUCAAGCAACCUGUACAGUGUACACCAGUGCGAGGAUACUUGCUUAAUACUUCUUCCCCCACCCCACAAACAACGCCAUGUACCUUCUAAGUUUAUGUAACAACGUUUUACAACGUCAUCUUUAAGGAAAUGGGAAUCUAUGAUUCAACUCUGACCUUACCUUCCUA
Molecule: messenger RNA, 1547 nt
Organism: Benincasa hispida (wax gourd)
Lineage: Eukaryota; Viridiplantae; Streptophyta; Magnoliopsida; Cucurbitales; Cucurbitaceae
Product: alpha/beta-Hydrolases superfamily protein
Molecular function (GO): catalytic activity
Source: RefSeq, a predicted model, not a curated record